CCCUUUAACGCAGGUGUCGCUAUUCGAAGCGGUAUUUUCACGGUCUGGCGGAGACUUGUAUCAUUUCUCUCUGAACUUCUAAAACAACUUAAUCAUGGGUGUCGAAAAGGAAAUCCUUAAAGAAGGAGAUGGUCAAACUAAACCCCAGAAUGGAAAGAAGGUCACAGUUCACUACACAGGAACGUUAGCCAAUGGCAAAAAAUUUGAUUCAUCCAAGGAUCGUGGCAAACCUUUUCAAUUUACUAUUGGAAAGGGUGAAGUUAUCAAGGGUUGGGAUGAGGGUGUUAAAAAUAUGACCAAAGGUGAAAUUGCGAAGUUGACCGUUUCUGCAGACUAUGGCUAUGGGGCGAAAGGUUUCUCUGGUCUUAUUCCACCGAAUGCUACCCUCAUCUUUGAAGUGGAGUUGUUGGAUUGUUGACGAGCAGAGCUGUGGACACACUGAAGAUGGCAUACAAGAUUUUUUAAAUUUUAUUUUUUAAUUAUUGUGUAGUCUAGAAUCUCUAAUACCUUGGGUACAACAGAUGUGGACAGCUGCUAACUACAAACAAUCUGACGUAAAUGGGCUAUAGCAUUACAUUUACUAUGAGGGGUUAAUUUGUAAUUUUGGCUUGUGUAUUAACCGUCUGGUCACUAUUAAUUAGACUGAGGGAGUAAAACAUGAAGAAGAAGAAAAGAACUCCAACAAAACAAACAACAUAUUUCCAGGGGCAUUUGUCCUAAUUUACUAUACCCAUUUAGGGCAGCUUUUGCAUACCUGUUUACAUGUGAAAAACUCUGCAGGUAAAAUUUAACAUUUUUGAUAUUCUGUUAAAUUAUGUAACUCUUUUAACAUUUUUAUAUACCAUCAGUAUAUCUUUAGUUUCCCCUAAAGACAGUUUAUUCAAUUUAUUAGUAGAAGGAUUUUAAUAAAAAAAUAUGUUAAAGGAUUGUGAACCGGUAACUAAUAUUUCAGUAUUUGUUUUUCAUUGUAAUUAAUGUGCAGUUUUGUUUGUUGGUAUUUAAAAAUCAAAAGUUCAUUGGUGAAAAACAAGAAACCACAUGUUUUUUUUUUUUUAAACCCCAAGUAUGUGUGCAAAACAUCUACUAAUUAUAAAAUUGUUAUUCAUCCAAGUUUCCUUGAAUAUGUUCACUUCACUUCACAUUUUUGUUUUUUAUUCUUGGUUGUAAAAAACCCCAAAACUACUGCUUUCUAUGAAAGGUGUCAAUUAAAAAAAAAGUAUGUCUUAAGUGAUUGCUUUUUAUAUUUUUUAUUAAAUAUUAACUAGCAAGUACAAAAUAAAGGUAUCAUUUUUUUUAUUCUUACACAUUAUCAUCAUUCUAGACAUUUACAACUACCGCAAUCCCAGAUUUGGCAUCAACUUACAUGACUCUUUACAAAUAGUUUAUUUCAAUGAAAAUGUACAUUUGUAACAUUUAUUUGUAGCAUGUCAAAAAUUUAUCAUGUAGAUUUUAUACUUUUUACCCAUUCAGAUUACAUGUUAGUCAUUUAAGAAAUUGAAAUCAGCCUGAAAAUUAUUACUGUUGCAUGAUGCAAAGCAUUUGAAAUUAACAUAAGAGCAAAGAGGAGAAUCUGUUUACAAGACUCACAAUGGCCUAAGCCAUGAUGUUUGGUUGCUUUUUUUUCCCCUAUGCAUUUUUUUUUAAAUUGUAAAAUCAUUGUGGUUCAGUACAAAUUGUUAUUUAGAUAAUUGUUUUUGGUUUCAGAUGUGAUGUGGCUGAAUUGUUUUGUACUGUUACGAGCUAGCAUACAUGUAUUACUAGUACUUUUGAUUCUUCGACAAUAUUGAGAGUCGUGCAUUAGACAGGGUUCCUUGUUUUGAGCAAUUAAGAAAUUCAGUUUUUGUAAAAUUUUAGUUUUAAUAUCAUUAUUUUGGUGAUUGUUUAGAAAGUUGACAUCAUUAUCAAGUUUCUAAAUGAAAACUGUUAAUGAAUCAUGUUUAAUAUUGUUUGUAAUAUUUUAGAUUUUGAACUUCAAUUUAACUUUAGUUCAAAGUAUUUGAGGAUUUAAACAUGAACCGAAGGAGGGCAUUUUAAGCCCCACUGUGUUUUGGAACCCUGAAUGGUGUAAUGGACCCGACCUGUUGACUGUACUGCCUGUAUUUGAUACUCAAAAUCAAAGCAUUGUCAUUCACAUAUCCACCAUCUGUGUAAUAAAUUUACUGAAAACA
Messenger RNA from Gigantopelta aegis, 2168 nucleotides. Its product is annotated as peptidyl-prolyl cis-trans isomerase-like. The transcript has 6 exons. Gene Ontology annotation, molecular function: peptidyl-prolyl cis-trans isomerase activity. NCBI's taxonomy places the organism in Eukaryota, Metazoa, Mollusca, Gastropoda, Neomphalida, Peltospiridae. Bases 95 to 418 code for a protein of 107 amino acids. The record is from RefSeq and is a predicted model, not a curated record.